CCAAACAAUGCCAUUCAGGCCUGAGUUUAUCUUACUUCUCUUUCAAUCGUGAAAUCUCAAAGAGAGGGAUAGAGAGAGAAGAAGGGGAAGCACAGUUCGGCGUGUAUUAUUACCAGGGUUUUCUUUGAUGGAUGCUAAGGGGAGACAAAAUGGACCUGAAAAUGUGGAUGGUACACACAAAGACAAUGUGAGUACCUCUGUUGAGAUAAAAGUUUUGUUCUUUGCUCGGGCGAGAGAUUUAACCGGCUUGACCGAUAUGCAAUUAGGGGUGUCAUCUGGUAGUACUGCCCGUGAUUGCUUGAACAAGCUCAUUGCAAGGUUUCCGAGCUUGAAAGAGAUUUGCGAAUGCAUGGUCCUGGCUCUGAAUGAAGAAUACACAUCUGAAUCUGCAGUUGUUAAAGAUGGAGAUGAACUGGCCAUCAUACCUCCUAUAAGUGGAGGCUAGAUGUUUUGUUCUAUAGAUACUCCAAAUAUGCAGAGCUUCAAAUGUAGUGUUAUGGACUUAUAGACUAUGCCAAGCUCUGUAAUGUGACGAUCUCGUUUUCAUGGUGAUGAAUACAAAGAUAAUGUAUGGAAUUUUCUGAGUUUCUGAUA
This is a messenger RNA of Cornus florida, 594 nucleotides long. RefSeq names its product molybdopterin synthase sulfur carrier subunit. NCBI's taxonomy places the organism in Eukaryota, Viridiplantae, Streptophyta, Magnoliopsida, Cornales, Cornaceae. The transcript has 2 exons. Gene Ontology annotation, biological process: Mo-molybdopterin cofactor biosynthetic process. The coding region runs from base 128 to 445 and encodes 105 amino acids. Gene Ontology annotation, cellular component: cytosol. The record is from RefSeq and is a predicted model, not a curated record.